AAAAUGACCUCGAAGCUCUACAAGGCGCUUGCCCCUGCUGAGCGUGCUGCACUGGAGAAGCGUGCCAAGGCCAUGCCGUCGCUGAAGCGCGUCAAGAAGCCCAAGGCAGGCGCGAAGGGUGAAGAGAAACCGAAGCGUGCCCCGUCGAAGUACGCGCAGUUUGUGAAGGCCAACCUGCCCAAGUACAGCCAGUUACCCAACAAGGAAAGGCUCGCUGCGGUGGCAAAGCUGUGGAAGCAGCAGCAGCAGCUGCAACAACAACGGCAGCACCCGCAGGUGCUGCAGCAACGGCAACAACCGCAGAAGAGGAGGGUGUAA
Trypanosoma conorhini is the source of this 318-nucleotide messenger RNA. RefSeq names its product kinetoplast DNA-associated protein. The annotation marks the transcript as partial. The record is from RefSeq and is a predicted model, not a curated record. The transcript has a single exon. Lineage: Eukaryota; Euglenozoa; Kinetoplastea; Trypanosomatida; Trypanosomatidae.